Anguilla rostrata (American eel) is the source of this 1952-nucleotide messenger RNA. Its product is annotated as hemopexin-like. Lineage: Eukaryota; Metazoa; Chordata; Actinopteri; Anguilliformes; Anguillidae. The transcript is spliced from 10 exons. The record is from RefSeq and is a predicted model, not a curated record.
CAGGCACCUUUUCCUGCUCUCUCCGCUCCAGUUUCUGGACCCAGAGGACACUCAGCAUGAGGCUGCUCGCUCGCUCGCUGUGCCUGCUCCUGUGUCUAGCCCUCAGCUGUGCUACCCCAGUGCAACAGGAGAUCAUGAUGGCGGACCACCAUGAGGGCCACCAUGAUGCCCUGCCUGACCGCUGCGAAGGCAUCGAGUUUGACGCCAUUGCCCCUGACGAGAAAGGCACCAUCUACUUCUUCAAAGGUCACUACCUGUGGAGGGGCUUCCGAGGACCUGCUGAGCUCUCCAAUGGGACCUUCAAGGAAAUGGACGACGACCAUCACCUCGGGCAUGUGGACGCAGCCUUCCGCAUGCACAGUGGGGAUGACCCCGAAGACCAUAGCCAUGACCACACGUUCUUCUUCCUGAAUGAAAAGGUCCUCAGUUACUACAACCACACCCUGGAACCAGACUACUUGAAAGAUAUCUAGGAUGUGUUCCCCGGGAUUCCCGACCACCUGGAUGCUGCCGUCGAGUGCCCCAAAGGGGAGUGUAAAACAGACUCAGUCAUCUUCUUCAAGGGAGACAAAUUGUACUACUACGAUAUUAAAAACCAUACAGUGGAGGAGAAGCAGUGGCCUCACCUGCCGCACUGCACCGCCGCACUUCGUUGGCUGAACCGCUACUACUGUUUCCAUGGACACAACUUCACCAGGUUCCACCCAUUAACAGGACACGUGGAACCGCGAUACCCCAAGACUACCCAUUACUACUUCACCAAGUGCAAGGAGGGCCAUAGUAGCGACACUGUAAAUUGCACUGACCCUCACCUGGAUGGCGUCGCUUCGGAUGGCAAAGGAAAAAUUUAUGCCUUCAGAGGUGAAAUGUAUUCGCAUCUGGACUCCGAUCACCAUGGUUGGUACUCCUUCUCCAUCGAUGCCAACUGGAAGGAGGUGCACGGCGAUGUGGAUGCAGUCUUCUUCCAUGAUGGAAAGCUAUAUAUAAUCAAGGAUGAUUCAGUUUACAUUUACAAAAAGGAAGCACCGUACGCUCUUGUUGAGGGGUACCCCAAACCCCUGAAGGAGGAGUUGGGGAUUGAAGGCCACGUGGAUGCUGCUUUUGUCUGUCCAAAUGAGCACACUGUGCACGUCAUACAAGGGCAACAUAUGAAGGAUAUUGACCUGUCAGCCACCCCACGGAAUGUGACUAAGGACAUUCCCCAUCCAUUCCCUAGAAUUGAUGCAGCUGCAUGCUGUCCCCAUGGGGUUAGGGUGUAUGUGGGAACAGAGUACUUUGAGUAUAAGAGCCCCACGCUCAUGGCCAUGAGCAAAAUGCAACCAGAAGCCCACAAAGUACCUAUGGAAAUGCUAGGGUGCUGAAACUAAGGCAGCAAACCCAGGCGAGAAAGGGAAGAGGGAGCCUUAGAUAUGAGGGGCGAAUUUCAGGGAAUAUGGUUUCAAUGAAAAGCCUCUCAAAAAGCCAGGUUGUGAAUCAGAUGGUACUGCUUUUCAGAUCCCGAAUGUCCGACUAGAGUUAGAGGACUUGGUCAUGUCAAAAGCACACAGAAAAAUCACAUUCGUACAGAAUUACACUGAAGGACUUUGGCCUACAAAAUAUUUUCCUGCAUGCACAAAAGCAGCCAUUGUGUAACCUGACCAAAACUGAUUCUUUCUAUCUAACGGGUCUGUCUGCAUAGGGAGUCACAGCAGAUGAGAAUGGGGAACGGUGGCAGUAAUACACACACAAUCACAGAUGCUCACGCUCACAUACAUACGCACACAUGCUCAAACUCAUGCACACACAACCACACACACACAUGCACUCAGAGUGGUAGAUUUAUCGUGAUGUGUAGGUUCUCCAUGGCUCCAGCUCCCUCUUGACACUGUAACGCUCUUCAUCCCACAGUUGCAAUGUUUCCUCUCCACCUGGCCUAUUGUAUUUUCAAAGAAACUAAUAAAAUCUGAAAAAUA